Messenger RNA from Melitaea cinxia (Glanville fritillary), 913 nucleotides. RefSeq names its product juvenile hormone acid O-methyltransferase-like. NCBI's taxonomy places the organism in Eukaryota, Metazoa, Arthropoda, Insecta, Lepidoptera, Nymphalidae. Bases 80 to 913 code for a protein of 277 amino acids. The transcript is spliced from 4 exons. The record is from RefSeq and is a predicted model, not a curated record.
CAGCUGAAACCGAACCAAACGCAGCGAUUUAACGCACUCAAACCCGAAUCAAACAAAUAUCUCUAAAAGAUAUACGAAAAUGAACGACGCUGAAUUAUAUAAUAAAAGCAAUAUUAUAACAAAAACGGAUGCUCUGCAAUGUUUAGAAGAAUAUGGAAAGCGAAUUAAAUGGAAAAACGGCGAAAUUACGGUUUUAGACAUUGGUUGCGGAGAUGGAGGCGUAACGAUGGGUAUACUAAAAAAAUUUAUCCCCGAUAAUUGUGAAAGACUGGUAGGUUGUGAUAUUAGCGAAAACAUGGUUCACUUUGCUAAUAAGCAGUACGCGAAUGAUCACACCAGUUUCAUGGUGCUGAACAUCGAGGGCGACUUGCCAAACAAGCUUCGAGGAACUUUUGAUUACGUAUUUUCAUUCUACGCCUUGCAUUGGAUCCAACAACAAGAGGUGGCAUUUGCAAACAUAUAUGAUCUACUAUCAGAGAGAGGCGAGUGCUUUUUAGUAUUCCUGGCUCACACGCCGGUUUUUGACGUUUACCGCGUCCUAUCUCGGUCAACAAAAUGGAAGUUUUGGAUGAAAGAUGUUGAACGCUUUAUUUCACCCUAUAUUGACUGUCUGGAACCUGAAAAGAAGGUCAAACAAAUGAUGACGUCGAUCGGAUUCACUUCGGUGGAAGUCGAAUGUUUGCAUAAGACAUUUGUUUAUCCAAACUUGGAUGUACUCAAAGGUCUCGUAACAUCAAUCAAUCCUUUCGAAAUACCAAAAGAUUUAGAGGAAGAUUUUCUGUUAGAUUACUUUAAUGUUCUCCGAGACUUGCGCAUUAUAGAUCAUGCGAGCAGUAACGUCGAUGGACCGACCAAAGCGACAUUCAACUACCGUCUUAUUGUAGCCAAGGGAAGAAAAGCAUUGAUUUUUUAA